UAACGGGAUAAACAGUUCAUUGGCCCCAGCGCCGUCCUCGCCCUGGAAGAUGGUGGCCAAACAGAGGAUCCGCAUGGCCAACGAGAAACACAGCAAGAACAUCACGCAGAGAGGAAACGUCGCCAAGACGCUGCGACCGCAGGAGGAGAAGUAUCCGGUGGGUCCCUGGCUGCUCGCCCUCUUUGUUUUUGUUGUGUGUGGAUCAGCCAUAUUUCAGAUCAUCCAGAGCAUCCGUAUGGGGAUGUGACUCGGGGAAACUGUGGACUCCCCUCGCCUUCCUCAUGCCCUCACGGAGCCCGGCCACCCUGCGUCUGCACACUGGAGACCCCUCUCCCUCUGCAGAGGCCCAGAGACACAACCCCCCCGCCCCACGGACAAACCCUUCCCCUGGAUCGUCGUCAACAGUGUUGCAGUCUGUGGUUCUGACAGCUUUUCUAUGGACAGUCUACAACCACGAUGGCUGGAGAGCACGUUGUGUCUCCCGCUUGGCGCCUGUAUAUGUGCGUGUUAAAGGGAUAUUUAGUUGUCUUUUAACUGGGGUUGUGUGAAGUUCUUAUGAGUAUCUGCAAUAGACAGCAGUCUUUCUUAACUGCUGAACAUCUGAAUUGUAAGAUCAUGUUGCAGGAUGGACCAUCUUUCACUUUUCAUGAAAAUGACUAAAUAUACUGUUCUCUCAAACCGCUGUGAAAUGUUUUUAGUUUUGCAGUCAAGAAACUGACCACUCAAGAGCACUUCACAUAAGCUCACCUAAAAGGAAAAAAAAAACAACGAAAUAUCCCUUUAAAAGGUGUGUGUCUCCCACCAGUGAGUUCCGCAAACAAUGUGCCAUAAUUCUCUAUUUAACUAUUUGUCUGUGUUGUAUAAGAACUGUUUUUUUUUUGUUUUUUUUUAUAAAUAUUGAGCAUUUAAAGAGUACCCACUUUCAAUUGUGCUUUUGCAGUUUGCAGACUAUGUUUCUGACUGCACAGGAUGGUACCGGAGCAGGCCGAGUCCAUGUAGUCGUAAUGCCAAACCUCUGGAAACAGCUGCCCCUGCAUGUGAGGCAGCCUUCUACACUGCCUGUUUUUACAUCUCAUUUAUUUCUUUU
This is a messenger RNA of Cololabis saira (Pacific saury), 1087 nucleotides long. It is a transcript of the gene serp2, whose product is annotated as stress-associated endoplasmic reticulum protein family member 2. Gene Ontology annotation, cellular component: endoplasmic reticulum. NCBI's taxonomy places the organism in Eukaryota, Metazoa, Chordata, Actinopteri, Beloniformes, Belonidae. The coding region runs from base 50 to 247 and encodes 65 amino acids. The record is from RefSeq and is a predicted model, not a curated record. The transcript has 3 exons. Gene Ontology annotation, biological process: endoplasmic reticulum unfolded protein response.